Molecule: messenger RNA, 1515 nt
Organism: Trichoderma reesei QM6a
Lineage: Eukaryota; Fungi; Ascomycota; Sordariomycetes; Hypocreales; Hypocreaceae
Exons: 4
Coding region: 1-1515 (504 amino acids)
Biological process (GO): DNA strand elongation involved in DNA replication; DNA replication
Cellular component (GO): delta DNA polymerase complex
Molecular function (GO): DNA binding
Source: RefSeq, a predicted model, not a curated record
AUGGUCAAGCUCGAGGACAUCUCCAGCCUCCUCGAGGCGCCCGCGCAUCUCCCGCACAAACCCCCCGUCCGAGCCCCCUCCGCCUACAAGCCGCUGCACUCGUACGCCCUCGACAAGAACCGCUCGUACAAGCAGCAGUACGGCGACAUGUACUUCCUGCGGCUGGCCAAGAUCAAGCCCGCCGUGGAAGAGGUCGCCGCCAAGGCGUGGCAGGACACGCAGAUUGGCGGCGAGCGGGCCAAGAGGGUCGACCGCGUGCUGGAUGUGCGGCAGGGCGAGCUGUGCUGGGUUGCGGGCACCGUCUACAUGGACAUGAAGCUGAAGCCCAACAUUCUCGAGGAUGUGUCCAAGGAUCGCUGGCUGUCGGCGCCCAUCUCCUCGCAAAAGUACUACUCCGACGACGGCUCCGACCAGACCAUGCUCGAGGACGACUCGGGCCGCGUCCGCCUGGUGGGCGACCUGCUCAGCACCAUCCCCCUCGUCACGGGGUGCAUCAUCGCCGUCAUGGGCACCGAGAACACACACGGAGAGUUUGAGGUCAUCGACAUCAAGGUGCCCGAUCUGGCUCCCCAGCCCGAGCGCUGGGCCCUCUCCAAGGCGCCCUCGGCCGGCGGCAAGGCAAAGAGCGAGGAUACAGAAAUGACAGACUCCCCCUCGGAGGGCGGCGGCAAGAAGAUUGCCAUUGUGUCGGGCCUGUCCUUUUCCGGCACCGACGCCUCGUACGACCUCGAGCUGAAUCUCCUGCUCGAGUACUUGCUGGGGGAGGCCCUCGGCCCAGGGGAGCAGGCCGGCGUCUCGCAGAUCAGCAGGCUCAUCAUCGCCGGCGACUCCAUCUCAAUGACAGCCGCCAAGGAUACCGACGACGACGACGACGAGGUCAAGAAGAGGGCGCAGAAGAAGUACGGCUACGACGCCAGCGCGUACAACCCCAUCCCGUCCCAGCUUUUUGACGAGUUCCUCUCCGAGCUGCUGCCUUCCAUCCCUGUCACCCUCCUCCCCGGUGCCCAGGACCCUGCCAACGCGAGCUAUCCACAGCAGCCCAUCCACACGGCCAUGUUCCCCAUCUCAAGAGCCUACGCAGCAGAUGCCGCAGCGGCAUCCGCGUCGCAGCCCGGCUGGUUCGACACCGUGACGAAUCCCUGGGAGGCGGAAGUGGAAGGGUGGAGAGUACUAGGCACGGGCGGGCAGAACGUCGACGACGUGUUCAAGUAUGUUGAGAGCGACGACCGCUUGGGCAUGAUGGAGGCCAUGUGCAGAUGGAGAUGCUGCGCUCCGACAGCGCCCGAUACGCUAUGGAGCUACCCGUUUCAAGAAGACGAUCCGUUUGUCCUCAAAUCGUGCCCGCACGUCUACUUCGUCGGCUGCCAGCCCGAGUUUGCAACAAAGGUGAUUCACGGGCCCGACGGCCAAAGCGUGCGACUCAUUGCCGUGCCGUCGUUUUCGAAGAGCAAGGAGUUUGUGUUGGUGGAUACGGAGACGCUGGAGGUGAGCAAAGUCCGGAUCACAUCAAGGUGA